UAACAUCUCUAUUUCCCGGAACGGCUGCAUCGUCCAACCGAACCAUCCGUAUAAUAUCGUGGAGUGUGAUGGAUUUAACCCAAGGCAGUCUUCAUUCCCUAAACCAUGAGUGACCCCAAAACACCCAGUCCAGACAAAUCGUCAUCCAGCCCAACACCAGAUAGUUUCUUGUAUGAAACAAAAUUCAUUGUCUUAACCUUCCUCAAUCACUUAACCCAAGAGCGAGAGGAUCAACAAAGACUAAAAUCUGACACACAGAAAAAUGUCCGAGAGUAUGCAAGGCACUGGAAGACCCGGUCGCUUCCCUCAACUCCACCAAAACAGAGAAGGAGGCCAAAAAAGCCUCAAAUAUCAGAGGACAAAUUUCGGCAGUUUUCAUCCGAUGAGAACCUUCAUCGUCAAUCAAAACCUGAAUCUGGGCCAUCUUACAACAGCUGGGAUCUACCAUUGUCUCACAUGCAAAAAAAAUUCCACAAAAAAUCACAUCGCCAACUUGGUGCUCGGUAUUCGCUACAGCAACAAAGCCCAAGCUUCGAAUCAACAGACUCUAGCAAAUCAUCACAAUCAGCUCCUGCAAGGGCUCCAGUUUAUCAGCGGAGUCUAAGUGACAACAGUAGCCAAGAUGGCAGCACCUACAUCAGUGAUGCAGAUGACGAACUGGACUUUUCUCAAGGAUCAGCAUCAAGUGGUCUGAGAGGCUCCAGGAAUAAUGAGUUACUGAAGAGUUCGGGGCACUAUCUGCGAGUGUCAAGGUUGUCAACAGUGCCAAGUGAGUCGGAACCUGAAGCGGAUGCCCAAGGAGAUACAAGUACUGCUGCGGAAACUACUGAGCUAACUGUAGAUGUGGAGGACAUCGCCUUUGACUUGAAUGAUGAUGAAAGUGGAAAUGUUGUACAUACAGUAGAUGAUGAUGGUGACGUUGUGGAUGGGUUUACAGACUCUGAUUUGUCUGACCUUGAAUUAGAUGAGGCUGUGGGUGCGAAGGGGGAUAGUGACAUUGAGGAAGAGGAGGUUGGGAAGCUUGGCAUGGCGGCAGGGGGAACAGAAGCACCUGAGAUAGCUAAUGGAAAUGCUACUGAGGCUAGAGCCUCUUCUGGACCAAGAUCAGGGCGACGAGACAGGUUGUUUCUUGACUUGAGUCAUUCUUCAUUAGUGACUCCACCGCAGACCGAUGUGACGACAGUGAUGGCGUCACUCCAUGAGGAGCUGCAGGAGGAGAUGCACUCCCUGGAGUCAGAGGUGGAGGAUGCUUACCGCACCCAUCGUGUAACCAGCUUACCGUCUCCUUUCACGGGCCCAUCCUGCCCUUUGACCCCUCAUACAGAGGCAGCUCAAAUACUGGCCCGAAUCGGGGACGAGAUUCAGGAGACACAUCUAGCCAAAGUGGAGUUCGCCAUAGCCAGACUGUUCAAUGAGCAGUCUUGUCUUACAUACGAAACAUUCCGAGAAGUUGCCAGAUCGGUCGUUGAUGAAAACAUUCCAGGAUGGCGACAGGUUGCCCUUCUCCUGCUCUACAGUCAAGGUGUGGCAUUCAGGAUGGCUACAGCAGGAGGGAGUGGCAUCAGUAACGUCGUGGACUACUCCGUCAAACUGCUGGCUGACCUGGCUGCAGACUUCAUCAUUCAACAAGGAGGAUGGAGUGGACUGGUGUCAACAGAAUCAAGCAGCUCAUGUGUAACAUCACCAGAACUCAACAGCCAUCUUGUCAACCCCCUUGCCCAGACUGAGGCUCCUGUCACUGCACCUGCAGCAACAUCAACAGCAACAACUGAACCAGCAGUCGGAGACGACACCGUACCCAGUCAGGAUACAUCACCAAGUCCUCCUCAACAGUUAUCCAACGGAACAGAUCAUGUUGACAUUGUGUCUGAUGGACCAGCAGAUUCAGACACUUUCCAGACUCUGACCAGCUCUUCCCAGACGUCUGCUGACAGUGCUAGGGGAGGUAACUCUGAUCAGAGCUCCUGGGUUCCAUCCAUGUUCUCAGGGAACAACAGUGUGAGUUAUGUGAAGAAAGUGUCUGCCACGCUGGCUUUAGUGUCUCUGGGACUUGGACUAGCCUUUGCUUUUUUCAAGAGAUGAUAACCUGUGCAGGUUGAAGUUGUUGUUUCAGAGUGAUCUAAUCACCAGCAGCAUCAACACAUCUUCAUUUCUUGACUGCAAUAGAAUGAUGUUAACAUAAGCCAUCAUGGUUUGAGUGGUGGAUUGAAUAUUACUUAAAUGUAAGGGGUAAGCAGUAGUUGGGUCUACUGACAAUCCUGGCAUGUUUCAAACAUUCAAACCAGCAUUCUCUUUCAUUAGAAUCCCCAAAACAAAUGUUUUUCAAUCUUCCAGCAAAUAAUGACACUUGUAAUGCAGAGAUGAUGUCCUACUGUCACACCAGACUCACUUGACAUGGGUUCAGACACUGAAUGAUGGUCCCCCUUUAAUUAAGGACAUUUUGAGAGCAAGGACUUUAAUACCUGGGUUUGAAUUCAGUCCUGCCAAGUUAGAGCUGCAAUUUGCAAUUUGUUGUGCAGAGUUGUAUGCCAAGCUUGCUUGGUCAUGGAGAUGACAAGACGUUGUGGAUGAUCAACUUCUUUAUAUUCACAAUAGCGACGUUUCGAUAUAGCUUCUUGUACCGUUUUCAAGCAAUGGUAUAAGACGGUAUAAGAAGCUAUACCGAAACGUCACUAUUGUGAAUUUAAAGAAGUUGAUCAUACAUAAAGUUUUGUCAUCUCUAUACCACCAACUUGUAUAAUGCCACUCAAACAAAUUGCUUGGUCAUAGGUUUUGUCAGUGACGCAUGCUCAUUCAUUCACUGCUCAAAGUGUUGUUCACCGUCUCCCUCCCUCUUUCACUCAUUUAUUCACUCACUUUUGCAUAAUCAUUCCUAACAACUUUUGAACCAUUCUGUUUUUGUCAUUCAUUGUAUGGGGCCUUUACUUGACUGUCAGUAGCACAGUGGUUCAUGUGUUAGCUUGCCAUACCAAUGGGUACAGGUUCUGUGACCUAAAGAAGGUCAAGUCUGGUUUUGAAGGUGGUAAGAUUUAAAAACACGUGAUGGGACUGUCUAUUUUCAUAUCAGGUUUGACUGGUGCUUGUCAUUGCAGAGUUGACAAUCCAUUGCAGUCAAUCACAUAACUAUUCAAGAUAUUACAGUGGAAUCUGUCUAAACUGGACUUGUGUUUGACCUUAUGUUAAGUCCAGAUUGGACAGUGAUUUGGAGUAAUGAGAUUUUAACAGGAGUUGCUUCCCUUGCUGUGAGAUGACGAAGAUCUUCAAUAUAAUAUUAUUUUUGCUAAUUUUACAAGACUAUUUUUUAUGUUCUAUUUUUUUAUGUUGUUUACAAAUAAAGUCAAAGAAUAUCUUUAUAUACCUUUCAUAAAAAUCUGUUACUUCAUUAUUAUAUGUUACAGUAACAUCUGGGCUGUAAAUGUAGUCUGGUAUUGAAUAAGAUCUGGAUUUGUAAGUGUCCAGUACAGAUUCCUGUAUUAUGAUAAUAUGUCUGCUAUUUUCUUACCACCAAUCUUCAUUUAUUUGCUAAUAAAGGCUACAGAUAAAGUCUAUGCUAUAGAGUCACAUGGAGAGAGAGGUGAGGUGAAAUUGGGUUUAUCGUCGUGCUUGAGAAUAUUUCGCUCAUAUGACGACCUGCAUGCGUGUGUGU
Haliotis rubra (blacklip abalone) is the source of this 3646-nucleotide messenger RNA. RefSeq lists its product as uncharacterized. Gene Ontology annotation, cellular component: mitochondrion. The coding region runs from base 106 to 2082 and encodes 658 amino acids. The record is from RefSeq and is a predicted model, not a curated record. Gene Ontology annotation, biological process: regulation of apoptotic process; apoptotic process. The transcript has 5 exons. Lineage: Eukaryota; Metazoa; Mollusca; Gastropoda; Lepetellida; Haliotidae.